GGUAUGUGAUGCGCAAUGCACACUUUCAAGGUUAAAUGCAUUUCUAAGUAGCGACACAAUAUUAUGAGAUAAGCGGUAACGUAAAUGAUUUUCUUGCAUUUUAAAAUUAAUCGCGUUAUCCUGAUCGCAUCAACCUGUUUACUGGUGAGUGGGAACACUACUGCGUAAAUAAUAACAGUGUACCACUCGUCAUCUUGACAUGUGACCGGUUUAAAGUUUCACGGUGACUUCCGUGCGCAACAAUAAUAAUUCGCUUCUUACUCUCCUACCAGCUAGUUUCGAGGUUGCGUGUUGUAGGUUAUGUUGUGUUUAUAUCACCGCCCGUACAAACAGAUUCUUAGCCGUUUUUAUACAUUGUGGACAGCCUUCUUAAGACAGUCUUUAAUAUCGUGGUGCGAAAUAUGAGAAAGUGCACGAGCAGCUUGUGCAUCGUAGACCAAUUAGAAUACUAUUUAACGAUACUCUAUUGCUACGCUCCACUGCGCUAAUUCGAUAUACGGGCCAAGGUUUGCACUUUUUAAAUAAUCAUAUCCAACAUAGGUGCAAUAAGACAGUGUAAUGAACGUAGGACUAUCCACAUACGAUGGUUUGGAGAAAGAGACAAGUUCUAAUAAUGCAUUGGAAAGUGGAGGAGGAGCUACAAAGAAGCUGGCUAGAGGUAUAUCUCGAGCAACUGAAAAUGCAGCCAUAGUAUCUUAUGCUCGUUCUCAGUUAGCUACUAUAGGAUCUUUAGAUACUCCAGAAUUUACAUUCUCACUUCCUGACUUAACUGUAUACCCAGAUUCAUUUCGCCAGUUUUUGGAAAAAGAUUUGAUAGAAGGUGGGUGUUUAACUUCUUUGGAAACUGCUGGUCGUUUAAAUUGGUGGUGUGGGGGUAAAAAUGGAAAUAAUAGAGUUUUAUGGCCUUUGGCAACAUCAGGAGAUGGCAAUUGUCUUCUACAUGCAGCUUCUCUUGGCAUGUGGGGCUUUCACGAUAGGCUUCUUACACUAAGAGAAGCACUGCAUAAUACUUUAGCUAAAGGAGAGUAUAAACAUGCUUUAUUUAGAAGGUGGAAAUGGCGUCAAAUGGGUUUAAAUGCAGCAGCAGGAUUGUCUUAUACAGAGGCAGAGUGGUUAACAGAAUGGCAAACUAUUGUAGAUAUGGCUUCUCCUAUUUUCAGGAAUCAAACUGCUACUUCUUAUCAAAGUCUUGAAGAAGUACAUGUAUUAACUUUGGCUCAUGCUUUGAAGAGGCCUAUAAUAGUAAUAGCAGAAACUAUGUUAAAAGAUGCAGAAGGUGUAGCUUUAGCACCAAUUCCAUUUGGUGGAGUAUAUUUACCGCUAGAAGUAUCCCCGUCUCGUUGUCAUAGAACUCCAUUGCUUUUAGCGUAUCACUCGGCUCAUUUUUCCCCUCUUGUUACUGUGGACGGAGCGAGUGAUUUUGGAGAUGGUUGUAAUGAAGGUGUUAGCAUACCCCUUAUAGACCCAGAUACAGGUCAAUUAUUACCGGUUUUAUUCGCGGUAGAUCCAGGACCUGAUUGGGACUGGGAAGAAGGUUCUCGAGACUUGCUAACAUGCCAGCAAGAUACGAUGGAAAUUUUAUUACGACAAUAUUUGGACUGUGAAUAUCAAAAUUUCACAUCAGAAGAAAUCGAUAGAUUAUCCGAUACUGAUGGUUCACUAUCCAAAACAGCAAAACAAUUGCUGGGUGUUGCUAAACAAUUCGGAUCAAUUGGAAAAUCCGUUAGUAAAAGACUGUGGUCUAUAACAAAGAGACCAAAGAGUCUGCCGUCAACGGCAGGCGGACUUUCUACAGAAGGUUUAUUAUGUGUAAGGAUCAGAAGUAGACGACAUCAAUAUGUAGAUCAGAUGCUUCAAAAUUACCUUCAAUGUGCUCACGCAAGGUACCUGCAAGAUCAUAAAGUUGAUGAAACUGGUAGCGAAAUGAAUUAUGGUGCUGGCAAAUCCAAGUUCUAUGCUGCCAGUGAUCGAGAUAGUCAUGCGAGUGUUAGUAAAUUGUUACCGACCAAUCCGAAUAAAGAUCGUACACUUUAUCUUUCGAGAUCUACCUUUUACAAUGACCAACCAUCAUCUCAUAAAUCGGGGCCAGAAUUAUGGAAUAGCAACAAUAGUUUAGGCGCUGCUGUUAAAGGAUGUCGUAACGAAGAAUGCCAAUUUUUCGGUUCAGCGGAAAAUGAUUACUAUUGCUCACAAUGCUGGGCAAAUCGACGUUAUCGUUGAGAAAUUAUUUUCAACGAUAUAUGACAAUAAUAACUCUUCAAUAUUACUCGAAUUAAAAGAAGUAUAAUCGGAUUUAGACAUAACACUAGCCAUUUUAAGGUGUUGCUUAAAAAAAAGUAAUUGUCUCGCCAGACUUUCUUCUUCCUGCUAUGUUAAUCCAUUCUAUUUUAUUUUUAUUUGAAAUUGGGUUGUAUUAUUGACUUUCGACAAUAUUAUUUGUGUCACAGAUUUUGUGACAAUAAAAACGCUUUCUUCCUGAAAAGCAUACGCGCGUAUUGUAGUCGUCAUUCAA
Messenger RNA from Eufriesea mexicana, 2512 nucleotides. RefSeq names its product OTU domain-containing protein 7B. The coding region runs from base 559 to 2220 and encodes 553 amino acids. The record is from RefSeq and is a predicted model, not a curated record. Gene Ontology annotation, cellular component: nucleus; cytoplasm. The transcript has 8 exons. Gene Ontology annotation, biological process: protein deubiquitination involved in ubiquitin-dependent protein catabolic process; protein K11-linked deubiquitination; protein K48-linked deubiquitination. Gene Ontology annotation, molecular function: K63-linked polyubiquitin modification-dependent protein binding; DNA binding; cysteine-type deubiquitinase activity. Lineage: Eukaryota; Metazoa; Arthropoda; Insecta; Hymenoptera; Apidae.